GAAAAAAAGCAGGAUAGAGCUUUUCUCUACUCUACCGUGCUGAAAACGAUAGAUUUCAAUCAUUGCUAUAGAAAGUAGAAACACAAGAUCAUGGUAUGGUACUAUGGUUGUUAGAACUUAGAAGCGAAGUUGCCCGGCCAGAAGCUUCAUUCCAGUUUCACUACUUUUGUGAUUUAGAACUGAGAAACAACUGAUCAAAUCAUCAAAUCAAGUUUAUGCUCCUGAAUCUCUCCUUAACAUCUCUUGAAAGGAAGAAAAAUGUUUACUCUUAGGCUUGUAGGAGGGAUUUUCAUCGUUCUUCUUCUAAAGAAACUCUUCGACAAAAGAACUGAUCAUGCUUCUGCAAAUGGAAAGAACGAUGCCAGUGCCACACAAAAGUCCGACUCCGAUUCCGAUUCCUCUUCUGGAAAGAACGACGCAGCAGCAGCAUCAUCAUCUGCCACACAAGAGUGCGAUGAUUCCUCUUCUUCUGAGUGGGAUUACGAGGUAUUCUUGAGCUUUAGAGGUGAGGAUACCCGCACUAAAUUCACCGACCACCUCUACAACGCCCUCCUCGAUAAAGGAAUCCACACUUUCAGGGACAACGAAGGACUUCGAAUCGGAGAAAAGAUCGGUCCAGCGCUUAUCUCUGCGAUCCACCAGUCCAAAAUCGCUAUCAUCAUCUUCUCAAAGGACUAUGCUUCCAGCAAAUGGUGCCUCCAUGAAGUUGCAGAGAUUGCGGGGUACAUGAAAAAGGGGGGCAAAAGACAAAUAAAAGCGAUGCCCCUAUUCUACGAUGUAGAUCCAUCGGAGGUCCGAAACCAGACUACUGGUAGCUCCUAUGGGAAUGCUUUUCGAGACCACGAGAAGAAUUUCGACAAGGAGACUGUAGAGGUGUGGAAGAAAGCUUUGAGAGAGGUUGGUGAAUCCAAAGGAUGGGAUCUGAAGAAUACUGUUGACGGGCAUGAAGGGAAGUUAAUAAAAUUAAUUGUUAACGAAGUUUGGAGUGAAUUAAGAAAGAGCCCCUUGACUAUUUCUGACAAUAUGGUCGGAAUUCAUUCUCAUAUUAAAGAAAUGAUGAAGUUGUUAAACAUUACAUCUAAAGAUAGACGGAUUAUUGGUAUCCAUGGCUUAGGUGGCAUUGGUAAGACAACGAUUGCCAGGUGUGUGUACAAUACAGUCUAUCAUCACUUUGAAGGAUGUAGCUUUAUAGCAGAUUUUCGAGAAACUUUCCGAACAAAGGGAGCUGUCCAUUUGCAAAGUCAACUUCUCACUAAUAUCUUGAACCUUGAGAAUCCAAACAUUACUAGUGUUGAUCAAGGAAUUGAUAUGAUCAAGCAAAGAUUAUCAAAUAAAAAAAUUCUUAUUGUUCUUGAUGAUGUGGAUAAAAAACGUAACUUAGAUGCAAUAAUUGGGAAUCGUGACUGGUUUGGUUUUGGAAGUAAGAUUAUUAUUACAACUAGGGACAGGCAUGUCUUAAAUGUUCUUGAAGUAGACGAAACUUAUGAGCCCAAUGAAAUGGAUUCAGAUCAAUCUCUUAAACUUUUCUGCAAAAAUGCCUUCAAAAUUGACCAACCUCCAAAAAAUUAUUUGGAUCUCUCAAAAGAUGUGGUAAAAACAACUGGAGGACUUCCUUUGGCUCUUGAGGUUAUAGGUUCUUAUUUAUGUCAUAAAACAGAAUCAACAUGGGAAGACACAGUGAAGAAGUUGGCCAAAAUUCCAAAUAAUGAAGUGCUGACAAAGUUGAGAAUAAGUUACGAUGGAUUAGAAGAUGAAGAGAAAUCGAUGUUUCUUGAUGUUGCUUGUUUUUUUAUCGGAAUGGAAAAGAAUAUUGCGUGUUACAUAUGGGAUGGCUGUGAAUUUUUCCCUAAAUCAGGAAUUGAAAAUCUUUGCCUGAAGUCACUAGUUAAGAUUGGUGAAGAAAAUGAGCUAAUGAUGCAUGAUCAGCUGAGAGAUCUUGGAAGGGAAAUUGUUCGUCAAGAAAACCCUAAGGAGGUUGGGAAACGUAGUAGGUUGUGGUUGCACGAGGAGGUAUUGGAAGUAUUGAGUACUCAACAGGGAACAAGGAAAGUUGAAGGACUAUCUAUUACCUUCCCCUAUCGGGGAAAUAACCAAUGUAUGAUGAUUGAAUCCUUUGCCGCUAUGACUAAACUAAGGUUACUUCAGGUGGAUAAUGCCACGGUUGCUGGAAACUUGGUGCUUUCUUUUCCAGAAAUGAGAUGGCUUAGUUGGAAAAGAUGCCCUAUGCAAUUUACACCAACCAGUCUAAGGAGGUUGUGUGUUCUUGAUCUGUCAGAGAGUGACAUCACAGAAAAUUGGAUGGGUUGGAACUAUAUCAAGGAGGCAAAAUCUCUUAGAGUUCUGAACUUGAGCAAUUGUUAUGAAUUAUCCCGGAUUCCAGACUUCUCAGAAAAUAUACAAUUGGAGGUAUUGGUUCUUGAAGACUGUAAAAAGUUGGUUACAAUUGAAGCGUCCAUUGGUCAUCUUAAGAAGUUAAUCAUAUUGAACAUGAAUGAGUGCGAGAGUCUAAUGCAUCUCCCAGCCAGCAUUGGUGAGUUGACUUCUCUCAAAAUACUUGACAUUAGAAAUGUAAAAAUCGACCAAUUGCCAGAAACAUUGGGCCGCUUGGAAGCCUUAACGGAGCUGUAUGUUGACUUUUCUGCAAUAAGGUUACCUAGUUCAGUACAUCAACUGAGAAACCUCCAAAUUUUAAGUACAGACCUUUCUUCUAUGAAACAUGAAGGUGCUAUUAGAAUUAAAUAUCAAAACAAGCCUCGUAUGGGAUUGGAGAUGGAUCUCCCAGACCUUCCUCCAAGUUUGAGAUAUUUGGAUGCUUCGCUAUGUGAAAUGAGAUCACUCCCAAUGCUCUCAAAUCUGACAAAUUUAGUGGUAUUGCAACUUUAUGACUGCCCAAAUUUGAUGGAGAUACCAACUGCUAUCAAUGCUCUUACGAGUCUGGAGUCGCUUGGUUUAGAUGAAUGCCCUCGCCUAGAAUGCAUCCCACAUCUUCCCUCAGGUCUGAAAAGCUUGAUUGUUCAGAAUUGUGAAAAUCUUAGAGAAAUAUCAGGUUACUUGGACAUGGGAAAUUUAGAGAAAUUAGAUCUUAGUAAUUGCUCCAAGCUAGCAAAAUUAAGCCUUGAGGGAUUACAUUCUCUGCAGCAGUUUGAGAUUUCGGAGUGUGACUCAUUGAGAAAAUUGCCAAAACUUAGGGGCUUGAAAAAAUUGAGGUGCUUAGAGUUCAGGAGAGUUGGCUUAUCUGAGAUUGAAGUGCUUGAGGGAUUGUACUCUCUGGAAAAGUUGAGUAUAGAGAAUUGCCAAUUAUUAAGAACAAUUCCAAAUUUAUCAGACUCGAAGAAUCUUGAGUGCAUUGAAAUUAAACUAUGCAAUGAGUUAUCUGAGAUUGAGGGCCUUAAGGGAUUGGACUCACUAGAGAAACUUUCUAUAUCAGAUUGCCCAUCAUUGAAAAAGAUGCAACUUCCCAAAAAAUUGUGUGAAUUAUAUAUCUGGAAGUGUGACAAGUUAUCUGAGAUUGAGAUUGAGGGUCCUGAGGAUUUGGAAUGUUUGACAAUAUUUCACAUUUGUUGGUGCAAAUCAAUUGUAAGAAUACCAGACUUAUCGAACUUGAAGAUGUUAAAGGAUUUAAAGUUUUGGCACCUGCCGCUAGAGAUUAACUGUUUUGAGGGAUUGGAAUCCUUGGAAGAAUUAUCCUUAAAUGGAUCCAAAUCAUUAAAGGUAUUACCAGAUGUCUCACCCUUGAGGAACCUGAAAGAUCUAUCUCUCUUUAAUUAUGAGAUGUUAACCGAGAUCCCAAGUCUUGGCGGAUUGGUGUCCUUGGAAACAUUGUAUGUAAGAGGAUGCAAAUCAAUUGAAAUAUUACCAGAUGUCUCAAACCUAACAAAACUGCAGGUAUUGGAGAUUGAGGGUUGUGAAAAGGUUACUGAAAUUCAUGGAGUUGAUAGGUUGCGACUCUUCAGGUCUUGAGUAUCGAUGGGUGCAUUUCUAUUGAAAGAUUACCAUGUCUAUCAAACUUGAAGAAUCUGACGAGACUAUCUGCUAACAAUUGCGAGAAGUUGAUUAAGAUUCAAGGUGUGGACGAAUUGGAAUCCUUAGAGUCAUUUUGUAUUCAGGGUUGCAUUUCUAUUGAAACAUUACCAUGUCUGUCAAAGUUAAAGAAAUUGUCGUGUCUAUACACUAGUGGCUGCAAGAAGUUAACCGAGAUUCAAGGUGUUGAUGAGUUGGAGUCCUUAAAGUUCUUUGAUGUUCAUGGGUGCAUAUCCAUGCAAUUACCAGAUUUUUCAAGCUUCAAGUCUAAAAAAUUGAAUCCAUCUUGCUUGCAUAUAGAGUGGUAGUCUACUUGAGAUCUGUCUUAGAGGUUGUCAUAUCUGCACGAAAUGGGAUCGUGCAAAAUUCAGUUUGCAAGCCCAUCUAUUAUAGGUCCUGGAAGAGGGAGGAGCUUCAACCCUCAAUCAUUGCAGGUGAUGCUGAAGAUGAAGAAAACAUAUUACAAGGACCGUCUUCAAACAGAAUGAAUAAGUGAGGAAGGUCAUUCCACUGCCAAUGAAGGGUGCAUCAGUAUCCCUUGAGAGUAAAAUAUCUAGAUGUGGCGCUGCUGCACUUCUAUUACUUAUUCAAUAUAGGCGGUUUCUGCUCUAUGAUGCAUCAGGUACAGAGUAAUGUCAUGUUGGAGACAUACAAUUUAUGCCUUCCUGGCUUAUACAUUUUGUCCCAUUGAGGAAGACAACGAGGAAUCCUAAUUCUAGCCUGUGAUGGCCUGUGGGAAAAGUAGGGAUGCUUAGCUCCUAUAUGGAGACAAUUGUAGAACAAUGUGCAUUCGGUGUUUGGCUGGAAAUUUAUCCAUCGAAGACUUCCAAUGGAUGACAAGGUCUCACAAGAAGGCAUUCCUUUGGCGUCAAGGUGUAAUUUUUGCUUGAAAACAUCUGAAUCUGCUGUGUAUAUCUUCAUGGAGUGCAUCUAUUCAAGGAAAAACUUUCCUGUCAAAUUUUACCCGUCAACAAUCUUCUGCUUUGGUGGAAUAGGAAGCGUGGUGCUCGUCUUAAUCCCAAUGAUUAUAUGGACCAAAAGGAAUUUGAGAUGAUUUGUGGGAAGAGAAAGGAGCUCUGGAAUGUUGAAGGAAUACCUUUCCAUGGUAUUUUCAGCAGAAAUGGAUCUUCUUCAAAAAUUAUCUUUCAAACAUCUUUUGGAAAAUCUCCCAUUGUUAUAGGGAAGUUGCACUGGCUGAUUUAUUAGCAAAAGAUGGGGCUGAUACUCAGAUGUCAAUCAGUUGGCUUACAAAUCCACCUUUUGUUCAAGAUGAGAUUAUAUGGGACAUUCAAGGGAGAUCUGGAUUCUGUUUUGAGAAUUGAGUCUUUUUCUACAGGAUAAAUCUAAUGUUCCUUGUUAGACUUAGUGGUUUCUGUUAAUGGCAGUGCUGAAGGUGGAUUCAUAAGGUCUAUCUGGUUUGUCUUUGUUUUACUGAUGACAAUGCUGAAAGCGAAGUGUUAAGAGUGCUUGAUUUUCUGUCAUCUGGGUGUUAAUCUGUAUAUCAUUCUUUAUUACUUUUAAUAUACACUUUUGCCGAAACA
Molecule: messenger RNA, 5561 nt
Organism: Macadamia integrifolia
Lineage: Eukaryota; Viridiplantae; Streptophyta; Magnoliopsida; Proteales; Proteaceae
Product: disease resistance protein RUN1-like
Exons: 8
Coding region: 259-3960 (1233 amino acids)
Biological process (GO): defense response; signal transduction
Molecular function (GO): ADP binding
Source: RefSeq, a predicted model, not a curated record